AUGGCAACUUGCAUAGGAUACUAUAAUUAUUAUGCACUUCUAAGGGUGAUGUUUCCCACGACAAAGGAAUGUAUUAUCGAAGAUGUUAUUAAAAUGGUGGAAGAAGAAACGCCUGAUGAUGAGUUUGAAUAUAAAGUCGAAAAUAUGGUUAACAUUCUAACCCAAAACCAGCCAUCCUCGUUAGAAAAUAAAGAGGAUCUGUAUAAAAAAUUAAAGUCCAUUUAUGACUGUGUUGAAGAUGAUUAUUUGCGGGAAUUUGUUAAUUCGAAAACGGCUGAUUUUGAUAUCGAAGAAGCUAUAGAGGAGUUGAAUUUACGUGAUUUACCUCUACAUCAAGUUGAUUCCACAAUAAUAAAGCAGCAAUUGAAAAUCGCGUUACCAAAAGCAGAUCCCACUUACCUGGAAAAGGAAGCGGAAAAAUUGUGCACUUUAUCACCAAGAGAAAUGGACUCAUUUUUGCAGAACGCUGUCGAAAAAAACGACUAUCCAACUAUGCAUGAUUACAUUAAGCGUGAAAGAAUCAACUCUGAAGUGGCUCAAUAUACAGAUAAUUUCGACGUUAACGAGUUUUUGAAACUCGUACCGAACCCUCAGGAGACGUUCGGGAAUCCCAAGAGAAAACUUUGUUUGAAUGAAAAUUCCGACGAAAAUGACAACCAAUACGCUUUGAACUUUUUGUACAAUAAAUACAGAUUCGUAAGAAAGAAAAUUAUCGAUACACUGUUUAAAGUAGAACGCAAGAACUUGGUUACAAUAUGCAAAAAAUUAGACAAAGCACCGAAAUUCAUGAAGAGGCCCAGGGUGAUUGAAGAACCUUCUGUUACCUCAAACAAUAUCCCUCUUGUACAAUUGGUAACUUAUUUAAAGCAUAUUGACUAUAUCGGAAGAGAACUCGACUUGAAACAAAAAACCAAGGAAGAAGCUCGAAAAUACAACCUACUAGAAAUGUGUAAAUGUUGUUAUAACGAAGAAUUAACUCCAGAAGAGUGCUAUUUGUGCACAAACGGUUGCAUUUUCUGCAAGGAAUGCGUAGUAAACAGCGUUAAAUUUAGCUUCGCUAAGGGAUUCAUCAAAUUCGAUUGUAUGUCAGAUUGCGACGGGGAAAUCAGCCUGCACACAGUAUCUUUGGCUUUACCGAGGGACACUUUAAACACAAUCGCUUUGAAAAUAGCCACCGAGGAAAUCACCAAGGCCAAUAUCGAUGGCACGGCUGUAUGCCCUUUUUGCGGGCUGGCUCAGCCGACUGUUAAAGAAGAAACAAUAAUCAAAUGCAUUAACGUCGAUUGUCUAAUGGAGUCUUGCAAACAGUGCGGUCACGAAUCGCAUUUACCGAUGAAGUGCAACGAAAUUGAAUACGAUGAGGAUGUUCAAAGAAGAACAUUUAUCGAAAACAAAAUGACCGAUGCUCUGGCCAGAUCUUGCCACAACUGCAAGAGGCGGUUCAUUAAGUCUUCGGGUUGUAAUAAAAUGACGUGCAUUUGCGGAGCACGUACUUGUUAUAUUUGCGAUAAGCCAGUUUAUGAUUACAGGCAUUUUGGAGAUGGCAGAUGUCCUCUAUUCACUAACGAUGUUGUUGUGGAUUUACAAAGAGUUGUGAAUGGGGCCAAUCAAGCGAAAACCGAAUUGGGCAACGUAGAGUUGAAGUUCGAUCCUUCUCAAGGAAUUGAAAAUUAUUUUCCACGAUAA
Messenger RNA from Phyllotreta striolata, 1686 nucleotides. The record is from the annotation of a GenBank genome assembly. NCBI's taxonomy places the organism in Eukaryota, Metazoa, Arthropoda, Insecta, Coleoptera, Chrysomelidae.